CCACCUCCUCCACGCGCCAUUUUUAAUCCCCCUUCCCCACGAAGCCCCACUGCGCUCCGCUCCGCUCCACUGCCCCCUCUGCGGCUUCCUCGGGGAAUGCGACCGCGCGCCCGAGCAUGCCUCGCCUCGAGCCGGGGCUAGGGAUCCCCGCCCGCGCGUCCAAGCCACCGCCCGAGCGCCGGCGCAAGAAGCCGCCGCUGAGGCGAGGGGGGCGACCGGCCGGCGCCGCAAAGCAGCAGCCGGUGGGGCCCCGCGGCGCGUCCGAUCCAGAUCCGGCGCCCUCCUCCGCGCGGCGGCCCCUCCCCAGCAGCAGCAGUAGCAGCUGCAGUGGCUUCGCCACGCGUGGCACGGCUCCGCGAGACGAGGAGGGGAGAGACGGCACGAUCUCGGCUGAGUCGGAGGAAGCGGCGGAGGCAACCAGUGAUUCGUUCUCGUACUCGCUAAGAGAGUGCCAGAAGCAGCGGCAGCUUAAAUCAGAGGGGCCUGCGUUGCCGGCCUCGCACGAGCUCAACGGUGGCGGAGUGGGGGGUAUUGAGCUGUUAGUGCUCUCGCCGAGGUGUUUGAUAGGGGGUAACGCGGGAGGAAUGAGCAAGAGCUCGACUGCGUCAUCGCGGAGCAGAUCAGGCACAGGCACAGGCACGUUCCCUAGCCCUGGGACUCCGAACUACAACCGGCAUUGUGCAGGCAGCAUGCAGUACUCCAAGGGUUGGAGUUCAGAGCGGGUGCCACUGGGCACAGGCAGCAAUAGGAGGUAUGGGGGGAGUGGGGUUGUGCUUCCUUUUAACAAUGGGAGGAAGCUGCCAUCGAAAUGGGAGGAUGCGGAGAAGUGGAUCCUGAGUCCAGUUUCUUGCGAUGGGAUUGGAAGGAUGUCGGCACCGGCUCCGCAUCAUAGACGGCCCAAGUCGAAGAGUGGGCCACUUGGCCACCCAGCUGGCGUUCCAGGAGCUUACACAGCUGUUUCACCGCUUGUUCCCUGCUUUGAUGGUGUUCUCGCAGCAGCUAAUUUCGCAGCACAUUCACCUUUCUCUGCUGGGGUUCUCAUACCAGAGCACGGGAGCAUUGGUGACUUUAGCAGUGGAAGCAGAUGCGGUGAUGAUGGCAGCAGCAGAUCAUACUCUGCCGAGAAAGAGCCGUAUAUAUUAAGAUCCACAAGUAUACAUGCGUGGACAGAAACACUUAUGGAGGCAUCUGCUUUUGCUAAUAUCGCAGAAGAAGCUGCACGAGAUGAUAAACUGCCAGGUCAGCAGGAAGCAAAUUCUGUGAUUUCCAGUCCAAUCAUAAAGAAAGAUGUUGCUACACAUAUGAGUCCCGAGGAUAGUAUACCGUCUUCUCCAAAAGCGAGGCAUUCCUGCUCCAGCCUGCCAUCAGGGCAUCUGAUUAAAGAAGCAAAUAGUCAUAUACCUAAACCUGAAAUCAGGGAUGUGCAGGUAGAUGAUCAAGUAACUGUGACCCGGUGGUCCAAGCGACAUGUAACACGAGGCUCUGAUAAGCGGUCAACAAAUAUUAUUGAAUGGAGGAAGAAAACCAUGGAAACUCGGGCUCCAUCUUUUGAUGAAAAAGAAAGAGAAAGAUGCGUGUCAAAGUGCAAAAGGGAGGAAGCGAAGAUCACUGCUUGGGAAAAUCUACAGAGAGCAAAAGCAGAGGCAGCUAUUCGGAAGUUGGAGAUGAAGCUUGAAAAGAAAAGAUCAUCCUCAAUGGACAAAAUUUUAAGCAAACUCAGCUCUGCCCAGAACAAAGCACAAGACAUGCGUAGUGCAGUUUCUGCUAGUGAAGGUCAAUGUGGUGUGAGGGCAACCAAGAAGGGAUCUUCCUUUGUCAAAACUGGCAAACCUUUCAGCUGCUGCUUCACCUACCGUGCUUGCUAGUUGUGGUAUAGUUGGUGGCUGUGGGUGCAGCAGUGGAUAUACAAAUUUUUCUGAUGUUGCGGAUCAUGUCAGCCAACAGAUAUGGGCUUUUGACUACGAAUUGCAAGGGGAAGUCAGUUGGCUUUUGUGCUGUGGACGUAACAGGAGUUGUUAAAAUAGAGUUUGCACGAUCGAAGUCAUACCAAUGUAGAGUAGACAUCGAAGUCAUUGAGCGAAAUCUACUCAUGUGGCUACUGCUACGGAUUACUGUACUCAGUACCCUGAGUCUCCAAUCUCUGUACACCCAGUAGAAGAAGCUCCUUUCUUGAGCUUCAUGCUAGUUAAAUGCCAGAUUGAGCUUGUAUUCAUUCCGCUUGACGUGUAUCUUUCGUGGAAUUGUGUAUGUAAUGCCGAUCAUGGGGGCUCUUACAUUGACACGGUAUUGAAAGAAGUUAUUUGAGCUGUACCA
This is a messenger RNA of Phragmites australis (common reed), 2313 nucleotides long. RefSeq lists its product as uncharacterized. The transcript is spliced from 8 exons. NCBI's taxonomy places the organism in Eukaryota, Viridiplantae, Streptophyta, Magnoliopsida, Poales, Poaceae. The record is from RefSeq and is a predicted model, not a curated record. The coding region runs from base 117 to 1865 and encodes 582 amino acids.